GCGUGUACAUUAUUGUUUAAAACCGAAUGCUCCGAUCUGUGUUAUUUUGCGGUGUAUUUCUGAUGUUCUUAGGGGACUUUUCCCCUUGUUUACUGGAGUUUAAGAGUCGAUAAGGUUCAGAGAAGCCUAAAGCGCUCACAGCUUUAUGUGAAACUCCUCCCACAAUGACGAGCCAGCGAUAAAAAUUAUUUAAGAAAAUGUUCCUUCGCGCAGCGGAGUGAUUGAUUUCGGAACUCGCGCGGUUUCAGCUAUCAAAGAGAUGAACUUAGAGAGUGACUGCAGCAUGACAGUCAGUUGUGGCAAUGGGAAGCUUAGACAAUGGCUGAUUGAUCAGGUUGACAGCGGAAAGUACCCUGGAUUGGUUUGGGAGAAUGACGAGAAAACAAUUUUCAGGAUACCUUGGAAGCACGCGGGCAAACAGGACUAUAACAGAGACGAGGAUGCUGCACUAUUUAAGGCCUGGGCACUCUUCAAGGGGAAAUUUCGAGAGGGGAUUGAUAAGCCAGACCCCCCGACAUGGAAAACCCGGCUCCGAUGUGCUCUGAAUAAAAGCAACGACUUUGAGGAGCUGGUAGAAAGGAGUCAGUUGGACAUUUCAGACCCGUACAAGGUUUACAAAAUAAUCCCAGAAGGCGCAAAGAAAGGGUCCAAACUGUUUGUCACAGAGGAGCCCAAAACUCAUAUGAACCCCCUGAUGUACCCAGUCCACCCCUCGUUCCCCUCACUUCAGACUCAGGUUUCGAACUACAUGGUGUCUCAUGAGCGUCCCUGGAGGGACUAUGUUCCGGAGCAGGCUACACACCCAGAUCUCCAGUACGGACAGUGCCCCUACCCACCGCGCAGCCUACCCUGGCCAGGACCGCCCGUCGAGAAUGGGUACCAGAUCACAGGCUCCUUCUAUGCCUGCUCCCCGACUGACUCCCAGCCUCCCGCCGCGUUCCCAUUGGACCCCAGUAUGAGGUCUGCUGAAGCAAUGGCCCUUACUGACUGCCGCCUGCAUAUCUCCCUGUUCUACCGUGAGUCUCUGGUGAAGGAGGUGACCACCGCCAGCCCCGAAGGUUGUCGUAUCUCAUCCUGCCCUGAGGACAAGCUCUACGGGGGCAUGGAGCAGGUGGUCUUCCCCUUCCCGUACCCUCAGUCACAGCGCAAGGGCGCAGAGCGGCUUCCUCUGGCACUGGAGCGCGGCGUGCUGCUGUGGUUGGCGCCCGACGGCCUUUACGCCAAGCGCCUCUGCCAGAGUCGCAUCUACUGGGAGGGGCCGCUGGCCCCCUACAGCGACAGACCCAACAAGCUGGAGAAGGAGCAGACCUGCAAGCUCUUUGACACCCAGGAGUUCCUGGCAGAACUACAGGGCUAUGCCCAUCACGGACGACCAGUGCCAAGGUUCCAAGUAGUGCUAUGCUUCGGGGACGAGUACCCAGACCCCCAGAGGCAGAGGAAGAUGAUCACGGUUCAGGUGGAGCCCAUGUUUGCCAAGCACUUGCUCUACUUCACACAGCAGACCAGCAACCCCUACCUGCGAGGGUACGACCUCUCUGACCACGGUACCUCCCCCACCGAGGACUACCAGAGGGUCAUCCACCACAGUGGCCUGCAGGAAUGACAGCACCCACUGCAGACUGAAAACUGUGCAAAAAAGCUAAAAGGGGGAGGAUGUCCCCCCCCCCCCCCCACCACUCUCUGUGUUUGGAGUUUGCAAACCCA
This is a messenger RNA of Brienomyrus brachyistius, 1704 nucleotides long. Its product is annotated as interferon regulatory factor 4-like. Gene Ontology annotation, biological process: regulation of transcription by RNA polymerase II; immune system process. The coding region runs from base 260 to 1603 and encodes 447 amino acids. NCBI's taxonomy places the organism in Eukaryota, Metazoa, Chordata, Actinopteri, Osteoglossiformes, Mormyridae. Gene Ontology annotation, cellular component: nucleus. The transcript has 9 exons. The record is from RefSeq and is a predicted model, not a curated record. Gene Ontology annotation, molecular function: DNA-binding transcription factor activity, RNA polymerase II-specific; protein binding; RNA polymerase II cis-regulatory region sequence-specific DNA binding.